AUGAUGAUUCGCAUUUUGGUUGUGUUUAUCUUGUAUAUCAACACAGUGUUGAGCACAGACGGAAAAGUAAGAGUGUGCCCACCUGCUCCCGCAGUGCAAUGCACAAGCCAAGGAUGUGAAGUCUUCAAUUGCCAGGGCAUGUGGGCGACUAGCGUGGCAUGGCCUACUUCAGAGCCCCUACUCCUCCGUGCUGUUGCCCACGCUGUUCAAAACAACCAGAAAAUCAGAGUCGUGAGCAAACAUGUUCACAGCGUCUCAAAGCUCGUCUCCGGCGUUAUUUCCACCGGAGCCCACGGCAGCAGUUUCGUCGGGAAAGGCAGCGGAGUUUAUGAAUACGUGGUGGGAAUGAGAAUCGUAGUGCCUGCAUCUCCUUCCCAAGGCUACGCAAAGAUCAUAACUUUGACAGAAGCAGAUGAAGAUCUGAAGGCCGCAAAAUUGGCUCUAGGAACGCCGGGAGCAAUUUCAGAGAUAACAUUCGCCUUGCAGCCCAUGUUUAAAAGAUCGGUUUUCGUCUCAGUGAAAGAUGAUUACGAUUUGGAAAAUGAAGCAGAGAGUUUCCUAAGAGAUCACACAUUUGGUGAUAUAAGAUGGCUUCCUUCACAUCGGAAGGCCGUUUUUCUAGCCAUAGAUCGAGUUCCUGUUGACGCUGCAGGAGACGGCUGCAACUCAAUGCUUGGUAAUCCCACCACAGUUGCUGACAUUGAAACAAGUGCUUAUCAAAUCGAUUCAAUCCAGGCAGAAGCAGACGUGGAUGCAAUUUGCAACCUUAUUGGAAACGGAACAAUUCAAGCUGCGGCGAAUGGUCAGGGGUUUUUGAAUGACGGGAAGCGCUUUACAGGCUACCCAGUUGUUGGUUUCAAUCAUCGCAUGCAGACAUCUGGGAAAUGCGAACAAGUCCCUGACCAAAAAGAUGAGAGCUGUACUCCCACCCGAAUUUUAGAUAAAAAUGCGACCACAUGUAGCUGGGACCCUCGCGUGCACACGGCUUCUAACUUUGACGUGGAACUGAGAGUGCCUUUGUCUCGAUUCCGAGAAGCCAUUUUGGAUGUAAAGAAAAUAAGAGAUUUGAAUCCCCAAAGGAUGUGUGACCUAGAUAAUAUAUAUAUUCGGUCUAUUAAGAAGUCGGAGGUGUACCUGGGACCGGCUGAGGAUCAGGUGACGAUGGAGCUCCUAACUUAUCGACCGAGAGAAGCGGGUACGCCCAAGUGGAAUGAAGAUGUGUAUGAAGAGAUAGAGCAGAUGGUGAUCGACAAGCAUGGAGGGGGACUGCAUUGGGCAAAGUCUGGAGGUUACCUGUUCGGAGGGUUGGUCAAACGAACGGUGAACCUGGAAGGAUUUUUGAAGGUGAAGGAGAGGUUUGAUCCGAAGGGAGUGUUUUCCAAUGAUUGGACGGACGGCUUGUUUGGAAUUGGAGGGAAAGGUGUGGAGGAGUUUAGAGAUGGAUGUGCAUUGGACAAGAUGUGUAAAUGCAGAGAGGAUAGGCAUUGCGCUCCAGACAAAGGGUUUUUCUGCAAGCCAGGGAGCGUAUGGGAUUAUGCCCGCGUUUGUAGGAAUAUCAACUAA
Cryptomeria japonica (Japanese cedar) is the source of this 1563-nucleotide messenger RNA. RefSeq names its product L-gulonolactone oxidase 3-like. The record is from RefSeq and is a predicted model, not a curated record. Gene Ontology annotation, molecular function: flavin adenine dinucleotide binding; D-arabinono-1,4-lactone oxidase activity. The transcript is spliced from 3 exons. The coding region runs from base 1 to 1563 and encodes 520 amino acids. Gene Ontology annotation, cellular component: membrane. Lineage: Eukaryota; Viridiplantae; Streptophyta; Pinopsida; Cupressales; Cupressaceae.